CAUGUAGUUUUCAAUUCUUUAUUGACAUUCCUCAAGCAUUUGUGACACUGUCCAUUUUUUCCAGUAGAUUCUUAACGUAUGAGAGUUAUUUAAACCUUUUACCAAGUACAUCUUUAACCAAGUACAUCGGAUUCUGGUUCUGUUAAUUUCUUUGUUCAAUGACACUGAACUUUGUCUUGCCUUUUCCUCUUAAUUUUGACUGACAACUGAACAUUUUGCAUGCAGGAUAAUAAACUAAGAUAAAUAGCAUUAUGUGUUGGAAUGGGCACAUCUCUUCUGACUGACCUGGGUCUUGUUUGCUGAGAGUGUGGCAAUCAGUGCAGUCAUGGGUUGAGCUGGGUUUGAGUUCUGUAUUUGUCCCCAUCUACCAGCAAAUUAACGUUCUCUCUCUCUUGUGCUGAGGGUGGGGUGUUCAGGGGUUGGAGGGCUUUCCCUGGUGUCGUGAGCCACCCUGAGUUUUAGGCUCUGGCCGUGAGGCUGCAUGUGGACAGUGUGUUGGUCUGCAGGUUUCCCCUAUGCCUGGUAACAGCUGUGACUUGUUCCUCAGUUCCUGCUGGCCUAGUGAUGGAGGGUGAGGCUUUCUUCCCCUUCUCCUGGGUCUUUCUCAGUCUCAGGCACAUCCUUUAGUGCUGUGCCUCAUGUUGGGGACUUCUUAGUGGUCUUUCCACCUCUGCAGCCUGGUGAGAUGGUUCCCUGUCUGAACAGAGUGGUCUCCUGCCUCAAGGACCCUCGAGAAAGAAUGAAAGAAUGUUGUUGUUGUUGUUUUUCCCCCUGCUCUGUUCUCUUUCCUCAGUAAUGAGUCUUCAUCGUCUCUGAGGGAACAGAGUUUGCUGCCCUCCCCCCAGUGGCUCAGGCUUUUGUUCCAAAACGGAGACGGAGCCUGUGCCCAGGGCCUGCCUUCCGCAGCUGCGCGGCUGUGGUGCCUUCACCAAACCUGGACCACGGAGGAGGCUUUCUCUGGUUUUCUACUCUUCCCUGACAUCCUCGCCAGGACCGUUCCAAGUGUGUGGAGAAAAUCCGAGGAACUGGUGGGCCUCUUUUUGCUGUGGCUUCAGCCAUUCUGUGCUUCUAGUAACCCACUGCCCAACGUGAGCCCUUUGUGAAAGCAACUCUCCCAGGCUUGUCUUCCUCCCAGGCUCUGGCCCAGAUGAGUGGAGAAAAACAGCAGUGAUGUGAACGUCUGGGUUCGGUGACUACAGCUCUCCCAACCAUGGAAUGUUUCCAGCUUUCCUCAAAGUAUCCCACCAAUUCUGUCAGUUCUGUGGGAGUGCUGAAACUCAGGUUUGUUCAAAUUCAACAUUAGUGAACAGAUUUUUCUCUUGAGGUUUUAGAAUUAAAUCUGAAAGUCACCUUUGAGAUUAACAAUCUUCACAUUUUUAAAUGGGAACGGGUAACCAGACUUAUGUGAAAGAGUUCAUACUCCUUGGCCUGUCCAGUGACUGGGACACACGGGUCUCCCUCUUUGUCCUCUUCUUGAUCAUAUAUAUGGUGACAGUGCUGGGGAACUUUUUCAUUGUUCUUCUGAUCAGACUGGACAGCCGACUCCACACUCCCAUGUACUUCUUUCUCACCAACCUCUCCCUUGUUGAUGUCUGUUAUGCCACAAGCAUCGUCCCCCAGAUGUUGGUGCAUCUUCUAAUAGAACAUAAAGCAAUCCCAUUUGUGAGCUGUGCAGCCCAGUUAUUUUUCUCCUUGGGCUUGGGUGGGAUUGAGUUUGUUCUACUGGCAGUGAUGGCCUACGACCGCUAUGUGGCUGUGUGCGACCCCCUGCGAUACUCGGUCAUCAUGCAUGGAGGGCUCUGUACCAGGUUGGCCAUCACAUCCUGGGUCAGUGGUUCUCUCAACUCUCUCAUGCAGACCAUCAUCACCUUUCAGCUGCCCAUGUGCACAAACAAGUAUAUUGAUCACAUAUCCUGUGAACUCCUAGCUGUGGUCAGACUGGCCUGUGUGGACAUCUCCUCCAAUGAGAUCGCGAUCAUGGUUUCUAGCAUUGUCUUGCUGAUGACACCCUUCUGCCUGGUCCUCUUGUCCUACAUCCAGAUCAUCUCCACCAUCCUGAAGAUCCAGUCCACAGAGGGAAGAAAGAAAGCCUUCCACACCUGUGCGUCUCACCUCACAGUGGUCGUCUUGUGCUAUGGCAUGGCCAUUUUCACUUACAUCCAGCCCCGCUCCAGCCCCUCUAUUCUUCAGGAGAAGUUGAUCUCUCUCUUCUAUGCCGUUUUGACACCCAUGUUGAACCCUAUGAUUUAUAGUGUAAGGAAUAAGGAGGUGAAGGGGGCCUGGCAGAAACUACUAGGGCAGUUAUCUGGAUUAACGUCAAAACUGGCAACUUGAUGAAUCCUGAGCAUUAGCUAGAGAAAAGAGCUUUGCCUGUGUUUUCUCUCACUUAAUUCAGAUAUGGCAGGCAUCACCUGCAUUGCCCUGGCAACCAGGAAGGAGAUGCUGACACAUGUACUGGUGAUGCUGGGUAGGAGGCUGGAGGUUGGGUUGGGGUGUGGGCUGUGGGUAUAUUUUUAUGUCACAGCAGCAUGUUCAGUGGAGUUAAGCACUGUUGUAAUAGAACUUCCCACACUCAGUCUCCAUUCAUAUGGCCUGAGGGUAAUAAUAAGAAAAACAUUUACUGUUUUGAUUUGUCAUAUUGUUUGUAAUCAUGGGCCUAAUCAUGGAUCUUACUUUGGACCAGUGGUUCUUAUUUAUCCAAAUUUUGUACAAGGUAAUUGUGUUUCUACUGGGAACUAAAACGUUUUCAUAUUUUAGACUCACUUAACAAUAAUGUGUGACGUAUAAAGCCACAUCCAGUAACUGUGAGUCACUGUUCUGAGAAGAGAGAUGCUCUCAAGGCUGUUAAGAUGGCUUUGUGCUGGACCUGCUACAUGUGCUCACAGCAUCUCGUCUGCCUGAUGAAGUUACCUCAGUGGAGGAGCAUCAACUGAACGUCUUGUUUUGCUCCACAAUCACUAUGGAAACAUUAGACAGGGGUGGGGGGUUGCCUGGGUGGCUCAGUUGAUUAAGAACCCCACUGUUGAUUUCAGCUCAGUCAUGACCUCAUGGUUCGUGGGUUCAAGCCCCGCGAAGAGCCAAGAGCCCUUUGCUCUCUUCCAGCAACUUAGCUUGUUUGGGACCACCUAAAGGGUUUUCCAGAUCUUCAUUUUUCAGGAAGAAGAAAUGUUAAGAACGGGCUUCUCAGAUAUGUAGAAACAGAUGAGUAUAGUUUUAUAUUCCAUGUGUUAAGUUUUACUUUUAUCUUUUUCAUUUUAUAGACUUUUUUCCCCUCAAGAUUGUCUUUUCUCAGAAAUUUAAAUUCUCGUUAAUUAAUAUAAGUGAAUGCCUUGAGACAACAGACAUUCCUCAUUAGUAGCUGUUUGUGAAUGGCAUUCUCAGUAUAAGGGAGGAGAGUACUGUUGAUUCAGGGGCAAAAUAAAAUGAUGUUCUAAAAAGGCCAUUAAAUAAAACUUUUUUAAAAAUUUGGAUCCUAAAAAAUAUCUGAGAAUUAAAGUCUUAUUCAUUAUUUAAUAACCAUAAAAACAUCACUGAGGUAUUUUGUAAAAAACAAGCAAAUCCCUAAAUAUGUAUGCAAAUUAUAGUUCAAAAAGAAUCCAAAUAAGAUCCGUACGUGGCCAUUUUCUACUACGUCUCUGAAGACCCGAUUAAUCUAUCGGUUCACCCUACAUUUCCUUUUUUCCCCUUGGAAUUAUUUGUUGAAUGAAACAAUGUUGUUUUUCCCAGGUGGAUUUCAAUGCAGUUUGGAUUUUUUUAAGUGUGGUUUUGCUUGUUCCAUUGACCUUGUAUCUCCUGUUAGAUCUGAAGGCUUGAUCAGAUUUAAAUGUAUUUCGUUUUCUGGCUAGAUUUCUCAGAUGGUGGCAUGUACUUCUGUCAAGAAGGGCACAGUGUUCAGUUUCUCUUUUCUAGGGUUUACUGCAAUUAUUACAUUGCCUAGCUCAGGGUUUCUCAAUAGCAGGGUUUCUUAAUGUCUAUUGACAUUUUGGGCUAGAUGGUUAUUUCUUGUGGGGACGAUUCUGUACAUUGUAGGGUAUUUUUCAAAUUCCUGACCUCUACCCACUAAAUGGCCAUUGUGCCCCCUCCCCACCUACUUCCAGUUUUGACAACAGAAAAAUCUCCAGAUAUUACCAAAUGUCCCCUGGGAUGGCUAAAUCACCCCUAGUAGAAAACUACUCACCUAGCUUCAUUAAUUUAUUAGGGGUUUCAAGGUGGUGGUAUUCUAUCAUCCCUUUCUCUUUAUUAUUUGUAAUACUUAUAGGUAGAGACUUCCUCCUCAUUACUGUUUUAUCUUCCUGAGAUCUAGUUAGUAGAAGAAAGGAAGGCAGGACACAUUUUUUAUUUUUUUCCUUUCUUUACCACUUUUUAAAAAUACAGCAAAAGAGAUGUUUAAAAAAUCAUGAUGAACUCAUCAUUGUAAACUUAUUUGCUGUAUUGUUAUUUGUUGCAAUUAUUAUCCCUAUUGGUGUUCAAAUAGUCCCAUAUUUAUUGAGUGGGAGUCCUUCCUUUUGGUAACAAAUCACAAGUUUUGCAGCUUAAAACAACACAAAAUUAUUAUCUUAGAGUCCUGGAGGUCAGAAGUCUGAAAUGGGCUUCACUAGGCCAAAAUCUAGAUGUCCAGAGGCUGUAUCCUUUCUGGAGGGCUAGAGAAGAAUCUGACUUCUUGCUUGUCCCAUCUUCCUAAGGGAGCUUCCAGUCCUUGGCUGAUGCCCCCUUUUCCCACCCUGAAGGUCGGCACAGCACCUUCAAACCUCUCUCCGACUCUGAUUGUACUUCUAUCCUCACAUGUCUUUCUCCUGACUCUGAGCCUUUCUCCUUGCUCCCAUACAGAUCCUUGUCUGGGAUCACACAGAUUAUCCAGGAUGAUCUCCCCAUUUGAGGAUCCUUAAUAUAAAUGCAUCUACUGUUUCCUUUUAACAUGUAGGGCAGGUUCUGUAUAUGAAUGUGAAUGAAUAACAUUCACAGGUUCAGAAGGACACGGGCAUCUUUAGGGGUCAUUAUUCUGGCUACCAAAGAAUCUAUUCAAAUUGGCUACCUAGUUUUUUCCCCACAUGACACUAGUGUCUUCAACAGCUUCCUUAUUUCUGGUGUGAUACAAUUUCACAGGCCCAUCUUUUACCUUUCUUGCAUUAUAAUUGGAAUUAUUUCUCCAAGAAGCACUGGCUCCUUUUGAUGGGAGGUUUAUGGUUGGUUCUGCUAUAGGCAAGAUGGAUGGUCCGUGAUGAUUGUAAUUGAACUAGUCUUGGCUAAAUAAAAUCCAGUAUGUUUAACCCAUAGAUAGUCAUCGUUGUUGUCACCAUGAGCACUGGUGUGCUUGGGAAAUAAAGCUGACUGACUCCUGA
Molecule: messenger RNA, 5339 nt
Organism: Felis catus (domestic cat)
Lineage: Eukaryota; Metazoa; Chordata; Mammalia; Carnivora; Felidae
Product: olfactory receptor-like protein OLF3
Exons: 4
Coding region: 1381-2334 (317 amino acids)
Biological process (GO): G protein-coupled receptor signaling pathway
Cellular component (GO): membrane
Molecular function (GO): G protein-coupled receptor activity; olfactory receptor activity
Source: RefSeq, a predicted model, not a curated record